Messenger RNA from Carassius gibelio (silver crucian carp), 5853 nucleotides. RefSeq names its product immunoglobulin like and fibronectin type III domain containing 1, tandem duplicate 1 (gene igfn1.1). Gene Ontology annotation, molecular function: protein binding. The record is from RefSeq and is a predicted model, not a curated record. The coding region runs from base 165 to 5264 and encodes 1699 amino acids. The transcript is spliced from 27 exons. NCBI's taxonomy places the organism in Eukaryota, Metazoa, Chordata, Actinopteri, Cypriniformes, Cyprinidae.
CAAACACACACACAGAGCUCAAAGGAUUUAUUACCUUGGACAACUUGGAGGCAGCACUCAAAUAUCAGAAGAGGACAGAGCACUUUGACAAGAAGCAAGAGCGGAGCACAGAGAACUGUGAACUGAGAAGCUUCUGAAUUCUUGAGCCAUUGGACUGCAUCAAGAUGAUGAAAAAAGCCAAGGUUUUAGAUCCAACUGCUCCCGGGCAAGGCGGACUGGAAAUUCUGCCUCUCAAGAGACAAGGCAUCAAACGGAGAUCCAAGGUUCCCGGUGUUAUGAUUACACAGUACAUUGAGGAACUUCCAGAGGGGAUGACAACUCCAGACUUCACACGUAAACCCAUCGCUUUAACCAUUCAAGAAGGAAAACUAGCCAUUUUUAAAGCCAAAGUGAUUGGAAACCCAGCACCCACUGUAUCCUGGCGUAGAGCAAAAGGAGAAAUGAAUGAUCCCCAAAAGUUUCAGAACAAAUAUGACCCAACAACUAAUGAACACACUUUGGAGAUACCUAAAGUGAGCAGUGCUGAAGCUGACACUUACAAAUGCUAUGCCUCAAACGAAUAUGGAAAAGCUGUUUGCACUGUUGUCCUAAAUAUAAUUGAAGUUGGAUUCAAAAGGGACAAAGAAUUGCAAAUGGUGGAAGCAGCUCCAGCAGGUGACCCAAGAGAGUUAAGAAAGAUGCUCAGGAGAGGUGCUGGCAAAAAAGUUGAGGAGAAAAAGGAAGGUGACAUUGACGACUCUGUAUGGGAAUUGCUGCUGAGUUCUGAGAAGAAAGACUAUGAGAACAUUUGCAUCCAGUAUGGCAUCACUGAUUUCCGUGGCAUGCUGAAGAAACUGGCCCAGAUGAAGAAGGAAAGAGAAGAGGAGCAGGCACAGUUCAUCCAAUAUAUCAGUAAUCUCAAGCCCAUUGAGGUGAAAUCUGAGGAUGCUGCAACAUUUGAACUGGAAAUGGAUCUCAAAGACCCCAACAGCCGCAUUUUUCUGUAUAAGGAUGGUGUCAUGAUUCCAUUCAGCAAAGACGUUGAAGGUGAAAUUAAGCACGGUCUAAAACAAGUUGGCAAGAAGUACAUCUUCACUGUUAACGGCCUCAAUCCAGAAGAUGCCGGAAUCUAUCAAGUGGAUGUUGAGGGUGUCAAUAUCUUUUCAACGGAUUUCAAGAUUCCCCCUGUGGAGUUUGCCCUGAAGAUUAAGGAGGUGACGGCCCAAGAGAGAGAGGAUGCCAUCUUUGAGUGUGUUUUAACUCAGCCCGUUAGUAAGAUUACUUGGACCCUAAAAAAUACACCUCUCUCUAACAAUGAAAAAUAUGAGAUUACUUGUUCUGAAGAUAAACUGGUCCACCGUCUGAGAAUUAUUGAUUGUAUGCCUUUGGAUGCUGGAAUCUAUACUGCUAUAGCUGGAAUUAAGUCUAGCAGUGCUUGGCUGAUUGUAGAAGCUGACAAAGAUCCUGCAACAAAGGGAAAGAAGAAAGCCCGUAAAACCACUCAGGCAGGUGGUGGUGGUGAAGAUUUGCUGAAGAUAGCUGCUGAGCAGGCAGAGAAAAACAAGAAGGAGAUAGCAGAAGCUUUGGAGGCUGCUAAGAAACUCCGGGCUGAAAGAGAGGCAUUAGAAGCUGAAGCUAAAGCCAGAGCUGCUGCUGAAGCCGAAGCGGCAAAAGCGGCAGCUCAAGCGGCAACAGCUGCUGCAGCCGCGGCUGCUACUAAAGCUGCGCAGGAUGCACUUGCCGCAGCUAAAGCCAAAGGUAAAUCUGAGCCUGAAGCUAAAGCUGCAGCAGAAGCAGCUGCUCGGGCUGCAGCAGCUAAAGCCAAGGCCAGUGCUGAGGAGGAGGCCAGGAAGCAGGCUGAACUCAAGGCCUUAAGUGAAGGUCUGAGUGCUGAGGAAGCUGCCGCGGCAGGAGCUGCAGCAGCUGCUGCGAUGAAUGCACAGGCAGCUGCUGCGGCAGCAAGUCUUGGGAAGGCUGGUGCUGCAGGUGGUGCUGCAGCGGCGGUAGGAGCAGUAUUUGCUGCAGGAGCUACCGGUACUGGAGAAGCUGGUGGAGCUGGUGGAGCUGGAGGAGCUGGAGGAGCUGGUGGAGCUGGGGGAGCUGGGGGAGCUGGAGGAGCUGGUGGAGCUGGUGGAGCUGGAGGAGCUGAUGGAGCCGGAGGUGCUGGUGGAGCCGGAGGGGCUGAUGGAGCAGGAGGUGCUGGUGGAACCGGAGGGGCUGAUGGAGCAGGAGGUGCUGGUGGAGCCGGAGGAGCUGAUGGAGCUGGAGGUGCUGGUGGAGCCGGAGGAGCUGAUGGAGCCGGAGGAGCCGGAGCUGCUGGUGGGGCCGGAGGAGCUGAUGGUUCUGGAGGAAGCGGUGGUGAGGGAGGAGAUGGAGGAGAUGGAGGAGACAAGAAGCGUCAAAAAGCAGGACCUCUUGUACCAGAGACUGUUGUAGGAAACUCAAACACUCCCAGCACAGUUCCAGAUGUGUGCAUAGAAGGGGAAGCCGAGGGCCGUUCUCGUGUCAGACAAGGCCCACUGAUACCAGACACAGUCACUGGUGGAGGUAACCCAUCAGAUAAAGAAAAACCAGCAGGGUCUGGCAAACCAUCAGGUUCUGGCAAACCAUCAGGUUCUGGGAAUCCAUCAGGUUCCGGUAAUCCAUCCGGUUCAGGAAACCCGUCAGGUUCUGACAACCCUUCAGGUUCCGGUAACCCGUCUGGGUCCGGUGGUGCUUCAGGUUCUGGGGACCCACCAGGCCCAGGGAAGCCGCCAGGUCCCCGAGGCCCAUCAGAGGGCAGCACUGAAGCCACAGAAGAAGAAAAAGGAGCUGAAGAUGAAAAGGACGAGUCAGCUAAAUCUGGCAAGCGUUCAGGUCGUAAAAAGCAAGACCCAAAGGUUCCAGAGACAGCUGUUGAUCCUGGUGUUCACUUUUCUGCUGGGCUGGAAGACUGCAAAGCUAUUGUGGGAGAGGCAGUUGAACUGGUGUGCAAACUUAGCAGUGCUGAAUGUAAAGGUGUCUGGUCCAAAGAUGGCGAUGAGAUUACUGCCUCCACUGAGGGUAUGACUAUCAGUAAAGACGGAGUGGUCCACAAACUGAAAAUUGAUAAAGUAACAGAAGAAUUUGCUGGAAAAUAUCGAUUUGAGGCUGAUGGGCGUAAAACCGAAUGUGUGAUUGCUGUUGAAGAUCCACCAAGAUUCAGUGCCAAGGAAAUUGAAGCAUUUGCAAAACCGACUGUGGUCAAACACAAUCAGAAAGCCACCUUCAAAAUUCCAUUUGUUGGCCGUGAGCCAUUCAAAGUCCAGUGGUAUAAAGAUGGUGAAGAGCUCAUGCCAGACUCUCACUGCAAGAUUGAGGUUUCAGAGACUGAAAGCCGCCUGCUUCUCACCAAAUUACAGCGUAAAGACACUGGGGAAAUAAAAAUCAAAGUCAAAAAUGAGUUUGGCACAACUGAAGCCAUUUCUAAUCUAGUUGUACUUGAUAAACCUACCCCCCCACUUGGACCACUGGAGAUCGUUGAAGCAUCUUCCAACUGCAUUGAGGUCAAGUGGAGACCACCAAAAGACAAUGGUGGUUGCCCUAUUAAACAUUACAUACUUGAGCGUAACCAAAUUGGACGCAACACAUGGAAAAAGAUAGGCCAGAUCCCAGGUGAAGCCCACUACAAAGACAGUGAUGUUGACCAUGGCAGAAGAUACUGUUACCGUAUCAGAGCCGAGACUGAUGAGGGCAUCAGUGAACUGAUGGAGACUGAGGAUGUGCAAGCUGGCACUAAAGCAUAUCCUGGUCAGCCAUCUACUCCUAAAGUAGUCAGUGCCUUUAAAAACUGCAUUAACCUGACAUGGACCCCUCCGACCAACACUGGAGGAACCAAUAUUUUGGGUUAUAACUUAGAGAAACGCAAGAAGGGCAGCAACUUGUGGGGCCAAGUCAAUCCAGCAGAUCAGCCAAUCCAAGCAAAGAAAUAUGAAGUAAAAGAUGUAGUUGAAGGAAUGGAGUACGAGUUCCGUGUAUCUGCCAUCAACAUAUCUGGAGCUGGUGAACCAAGUAUCUCCUCAGAAUUUGUGUUUGCGAGAGACCCCAAAAAACCCCCUGGUAAGGUCAUUGACCUUAAAGUGACAGACUCCACCUACACUACCUUGUCCUUGACUUGGACUAAACCAAAAGAAGAGCCUGGUGUUCAGGAUGAGGCCAAGGGAUACUUUGUUGAUGUCAGGCCUGCUGAGAACACAGAAUGGGAUCGAUGCAAUACAAAUGCCAUCAUCAUGACCUCCUAUACUGUAAAGGGACUGAAAUCAAUGGCCAUGUAUUGGGUUAGAGUUAUCGCCGUCAACGAUGGUGGAGAGGGUCAGCCACGGGAGCUGGACAACUACAUCUUGGCUAUGCCUCCUCCAGUGAGACCGAGAUUCACAGAUUCUAAGAUCAAGAGCUUCAUGGUGGUCAGAGCUGGUAAUUCUGCACGAUUCACCGUCAACUUUGAGGCUUCCCCGUGGCCUGAUGUCAUCUGGCUUAAAGAUGGUAUCCCUGUGUCCAAACGUGUCACUAUAAGCAAUGCUGAGGGAGGCUCUCAGAUCCUGAUCCCAUCUGCAGAUCGCUCCGAUACAGGAAUCUAUACUAUUGUAGUCAAGAACGUUGUGGGACAAGAGACCUUCAGUAUUGAGAUUAGAGUUACAGACGAGCCAAAGCCCCCAGGCCCCGUAGAGCUGGAUGAGAACGUUCCAGGCACAGUGACAGUUUCCUGGGAAGCAUCCCCAGACGAGAAACGCGAUGAUCGCCUGUAUUACAUGGUGAGCAAGAGAGACUCCAGCAAGAGGACCUGGCACACUGUAGCUGACCGUAUCUUCAACAAUCGUUUCACGGCCUGUAACAUCAUGCCAGGGAGAGAAUACCAGUUCCGUGUGUACUCCAAAAAUGACAUUGGCCUGUCUGCCCAUUCGGAGUCACCAAAAUGGCUUAUCACAUGCAAGAAAGAAAAAUUCACACUGAAGAUCCCAGAGUCAAAGACCUGCAACUUGGAGAGUCCUCCGAGGUUUAUGGUCCCCCUGAAAAUCCACACAGCCCCGCAAGGCUACGAGUGCUACAUGAGCUGUGCCGUGAGGGGCAACCCCACACCCCAUGUCACCUGGUACCACAACAACGUCAGCCUCAACACUGACACCAACUACUACAUCACUAACACCUGUGGAGUGUGCUCCAUGCUCAUUCUCAGGGUUGGAGCCAACAACAUGGGAGAGUAUAAAGUCAUGGCUGAGAGCCCGCUGGGAAGAGCAGAGUGCACCACCAAUCUCACAGUGAGAGAAUAAAACCUUGACAUGGGGAGGAUGUCAAAACGUUGUUUUUUGGAUUUUAGGCCAUUUGUAGAGCUACAGCAUUGAGUAUUUUUUGCAGAAAGAUGGCUCGUGAAAACGUUACACAAUGUGGUCUUAUGAGACAAAAAAAUGGUAGAAUCAAAUGCAUGUGAAAAACUUCAUAUAGUUUUACUGUGUUAAAUAGCACAAAAAUCUUAAAACAUGAAGAAGAAAAAAAACCUCUGAACGGUAACGCUUGGGUGGCUGAUGCUUAAUAUGCCAUGCUUACCUAAUCCUGUUUGGCAAUGAUUUUACUUCAGCUUAGUUCAGGUUUGGUGGUUAUUGUUCUUGUACGCUAUUUGUUAAUUUAUUUAUUCUUGGCUUUUGUGUACGUAUGCUGCUAUUUCACACUUUCACAAAUUCAAUUACAAAAAAAAAAAAAAAAAAAAGUGUAAAGUGCUGAUUUCUUGCAUCCAUUUUUUCUUUUUGCUUGUCUGUAAACACUAAAGUGUAAAAGAAGCUUUUGCUUCUUCAGAUAUGUUUUAUCAGCAAUAUACAGUGGUUUGGUGUAAAUAAAAAAAUUAUUCCGGUUCUUUGAACAGUG